AUGGUGCGUUGUAGAGAUUCAAUAAGCAAUUUGCCUGAUGAGAUUCUGGGAAAAAUCCUGUCUUUACUUCCGACAAAAGUGGGUGCUUCGACAUCGAUUCUGUCCAAGAGGUGGAGGAAUCUGCUGGGUCUUGUAGACGAGCUUAGUUUUGAUGACGAUGUGAAAUUUUCGUACCCCAGCGAAGAAGAAGCGAGGAGAGGGUACGUGGACAAAACAUGUGCUCUGAUAAGCAAUAUCCCCAUGAUCAAGAAACCCUCUCUGUGUCAUGUACCUGAGAGAAGUUUGGAGGGUAACGAAUCUGAGUGGACGUACAAUUGUGUCAACCGUUGGGUUCGGACUGCAAUGGAAUCCGGUGUGUUGGAGCUGCACCUGGAAGCUCUCCUCUCUUCUGGUAUUUGUAUCAAGUCAAAGCUGUUGAGGAGCAACACACUGGUGAAGCUCACACUAACCGGUGAAAUUUCUCUUGAAGCCGAGCGUGUGUUUCUCCCAGCGCUUAAAUCACUCUCUCUCUUAUCAGUUUCGUUUGAGUAUGACCAAUACUGUUGGCUCCUCGAUGGCUGCCCUGCCCUGGAAGAGUUGUUCAUAACCGAUGCUGAUCAUUGGUAUCCGCCGUGCUGCGGUGCCGGCGUGCAAAGUGCUUCCGUCAAGCGACUUGUGGUUCUUGUCCAUCUUCCGGAUAUUCAACAGCAUCACGACUUGAUGUGUUUCGAUACACCAAGUCUUUUGUACCUUGACUAUUCCACUUACGUCUUCGGAAACCAUGUGUUUACUGGUUUUGAUUCGCUUGUUGAAGCCAGGCUGAGUCUCAGGUUAUGGGGGCCAACUACCGAUUAUGAUUAUUCUGAUUCUGACGAUGAUAAUGGCGAUGUUGAUGAUGAUGAUGAUGAUGAUUAUGAUGACGACUACCAGAUUACGACCAUUCCCCAUAAAAAACCAAAGCCUGUUAUCUUUGGCGAUGUUACAGGUAUAGUCGCGGGUAUAAGCAACAUUACGACCCUUCACCUUUCUCCUGAUUCCCUUGAGACAUUUCACUUCUGUUGCAAAUCCCUGCCGGUGUUCCGAAACCUCGUUAACUUAUCUGUCGAGAGUCACAAGGAGAAAGGUUGGCAAGUAAUGCCACUUUUGCUGAGGAGAUGUCCCAAUCUCCACACUUUAGUCAUCCAGGGACUUGUGCAUAGAGUAACAGACAGAUGCGGAGAUGCAUGCGCUUGCAUCCCUAAGAAGCAGAGGAAACUUGUGAUGCCGGAAGAGGAGAUGUGCUGUUUACGGACAUGUCAAGUGAAGAUGCUAGUGAUUUCAGGGUAUGGAGGUUCUUUUCAAGAGCUGAAACAGAUGAGUCAUUUCUUGGGAAAGCUGGAAUAUCUUCAAACUGUGAAAGUUGGUCUUGACGCAGACAACAACAACAAGUUCUUGCGAGCUAAACUGCUGGCUCUCCCCAGACUCUCAUCAGAGUGCAACAUCCAGUUCAUCUGA
Microthlaspi erraticum is the source of this 1473-nucleotide messenger RNA. Lineage: Eukaryota; Viridiplantae; Streptophyta; Magnoliopsida; Brassicales; Brassicaceae. The record is from the annotation of a GenBank genome assembly.